Molecule: messenger RNA, 1728 nt
Organism: Melitaea cinxia (Glanville fritillary)
Lineage: Eukaryota; Metazoa; Arthropoda; Insecta; Lepidoptera; Nymphalidae
Product: endoplasmic reticulum lectin 1
Exons: 8
Coding region: 156-1706 (516 amino acids)
Biological process (GO): retrograde protein transport, ER to cytosol; endoplasmic reticulum unfolded protein response
Cellular component (GO): endoplasmic reticulum lumen
Source: RefSeq, a predicted model, not a curated record
AUAACUUUUUAAUUUAACACAUUCAUCCAUUUUGUUAUGUUGUGCAAAAGUACUUUAACAAUUUUUAGAAAUAAAUAAAUUAUCAUUUGAUAUAAUGGUUUUCUAAAUAGUGAUAGGACGAUAAAAUAAUAUUUAUUAUCAAAUAGUUUAUAAAUAUGAAAAGUUUGUGCUUAGUUAUUUUAAGUGCUGUGGGUGUUUUUAGUAUAGAACAUGAUUUUAAAGGCUUUGAUGAUAGUAUAUUAUUCGGUAUAAACUGGCCAGGAAGUCAAGAAACUUUGUCAAAUUUAGAAGAUGAAUCCUUGGUAAAUAAGAACCAAGAGGUAUUAAAAGUGACAACAUCACAUAAUGAAAAAUACGAGUGUCGUUUGCCAGAACUUCAAGUGAAAGAAACAAUGAAUAUAGAAGAUUACGAUGGUCCUUCACCUAUCAACCUCUUGAAACCUCUGUUCACGCAGAAGAUUUGUUCCUACAGGCUUGAAAGCUACUGGAGCUAUCAGGUGUGCCAUGGAAGAUACAUAAAGCAGUAUCAUGAAGAAAGAGAAGGUAAAAGCGUUAAAAGCCAGGAGUUUUUCUUGGGCCAUUGGAGUGCAGAGAAACAAGCUAAAUUAGAAUCUGAUCUAAAGGCAGCACAAGAGGCCAAAGUGAAACCUAAAACUACAAAAGUGGAAGGAAUGACAUUACCUUAUAUUGAAAUGGCUAUGGAUGAUGGUACAAUCUGUGACUUAAGUGGUAAACCACGACUUACUAGGAUUUUAUAUGUGUGCUAUACGCAUAGCAAACACGAAGUAUACUCUUUUAAAGAGACAGCUACGUGUGAAUACGAAAUAGUAAUACUGUCACCAUUAUUGUGUGAACAUCCAUUAUAUAAACCUAAAGAUGUUAGUGAAAAUAUAAUUGAUUGUAUACCACUUGACGGAGCACCGAAAAAACCAAGAAAUUUAUUAAAGAGUGAAGUUGAAAGUUUAAGAUUUAACCAUCAAACUAUAAAACUAAUGAACAAUGAUAAAGAAGCUAGGGAUGUUCUUGCAGUUUUGAAAGUUGAAAAGAUUGAUAAGGAUGGUGAAACUCACUUAAAAUUGGAAUUGCAUCCACUGACUGAAGAUGAAGAUAUAACAGGCGAUAGUAAAGUCGCUCCAUUGCCAGAUAAAUCUCAGCCCGUGUUGGAUGAUUCGCCUGUUCGCGCCUUUUUGAAUGGAGAAAAUUGUUUGAAUGGAGGUACAGGCUGGUGGAAAUACGAGUUUUGCUACGGUAAACAUGUGGUCCAGUAUCACGUGGAUCGCGCAGGAGAAAAAACUACCCUUCUGCUGGGCAAGUAUGAUGAACAGGCGCAUCUGGACUGGAUUAAGGAGAACAGGGGAAAGGCGCCCAAACCUAAAGAUCAAAGAACAUCGGUAUCCCAUUUCUAUUCGGGAGGAGACAUUUGCGAUAAGACCAGCAAACCUAGACAGACCGAAGUUAAACUAAAAUGUUUAGAGAAUUCUUCAAGUCCAGCACAAGUGUCACUGUAUCUUCUAGAACCUAGGACAUGUCACUACAUCCUAGGCGUAGAAUCACCGCUUAUUUGUGAUAUAUUACCUCUGGCAGAUGAAAAUGGUCUAAUUAAGUCGAGUAAACCGCUCCUCGAAGUUAAAAGUAAUUUAGUGGAAAAGAAAGAUGAAAAUGAAGAUAUCAAACAGACAGACGUGAAUAAAUUUGGUUUUGAUUAGAGAAAUAAAAGGUUUUAGUUGA